Cylicostephanus goldi is the source of this 809-nucleotide messenger RNA. The record is from the annotation of a GenBank genome assembly. Lineage: Eukaryota; Metazoa; Nematoda; Chromadorea; Rhabditida; Strongylidae.
AUGCAGGGAGCUGAAGACCAGAAGACAUCUAUGGAGCAACUAAGAGCCGCCACUGAAGAGGAGAAUGUGAAAAUUGCUGAGAAGAAAAAGAAGAUCGACGAGCAGCUCAAAGAAGUUGAACCGUUACUAAACGAAGCUCGAUCUGCGGUAGGAUCCAUCAAAUCUGAAUCACUAUCUGAAAUUCGCAGUCUGCGCGCUCCUCCUGAAGCUAUCAGAGACAUUCUUCAAGCUGUGCUUCUAUUCAUGGGAAUAUUGGAUACGUCUUGGGAGGCGAUGAGGAAGUUCCUCUCCAAAAGCAGUGUGAAAGACGAAAUCAUCAAUUUUGAUGCUCAUCGAAUAACCAAAGAUGUCCAUAAGAAAGUUUCAGCUCUGGUGAAGAGCAAAGAAGCGUCUUUCGACCCCAAAAAUGCCAAACGAGCUUCGAUAGCGGCAGCUCCACUUGCUGCAUGGGUCACUGCUAAUCUACAGUACGCUGAAAUACUGGAGAAAAUUUCCCCUCUGGAACAAGAGAAAAACCAGCUUGUCAGCAAUCUUUCGAAGGCCGAAAAACAAAUCCAAAAACUUUCGCAAGGAUUACAUACAGUUGACGAGAAAGUAGCGGUACUGAAGGAAAACUUUGAAGUAUUGAUGAAAGAAGCUACCCAAAUCAAAAUCGACUUGGAGAAAGAGCAGGACACCAUAAGAGUUGCUGGAACUCUGAUUGACCGUUUGAGUGGAGAGUUUGCACGUUGGCAAGUGCAAAUGGAGGCUUUGUCGAGGGAGAUGGAAAAUGUAAGAACUUUUCAUAUCCUUGGUCUACUACGGUAGUC